AUGAAUGAAAUCAUUAAAUUUACCAAUUCGGGAAUACCUGUACUUCUCAUUGGACCAACAGGAUGCGGUAAAACAACAAUUGCAGAGAAAAUUUUUGAUAAUCCAAAUGGAUUUUUGAAAUUUAAUUUCAGUUCGGAGACGACUAUUGAUCAACUCAUAGGAAACCUAACCCUAGACAAGGACUCAAAUCCAAAGUUUGAGUAUGGAACUUUCUCAAAAGCGUUUAAAGAGGGAAUCCCUCUCAUUCUUGAUGAAUUUAAUCUUGCUCAUGAAGAUGUUCUGCAAUGCAUUGAAUCAUCGUUGGAUACUGAAGAAUUGUUCGUUGAUGAUCCAUCAUUGAAUAAUGCCCCGAUAAAAAUGCAUCCUGCAUUCAAAUUGAUUGCUACUCAAAACGAUUCAGAUAGCUCUUUUGCAUCAAUGCGUAACAAGCUCACAUCAAAAUUGACAUCUCAUUUUCAAGUUAUUCAAUUCGAGGAUUUUACAGAUGAUCAAUUAACAGUUCUUUGUUCAAACUUCAACAAAGAAAUUUCAGAAGAAACUAUUGACAAAGUCAUUAGUUUUCAUUAUUCAUGUUUUAAUGAUAGCAACAAAGACUAUAGUUUCACAAUAAGAAAUUUGAAAAUGGCUCUUCUUUCUACUGAUGACGAAAAAGACCUUUAUCGCUCUCUAUUGUAUUACUACGAACCACUUAUGGGGCAAGACAAGGCUUUUCUUAUUCCACAAAAACUUUCAGAAAAUGAAAUAAUCCAAACUGAUAUCCCAGAUAUAGAUAUCAACCAAAUGAUCCAAGAUAAACAUAUCCAAAAUGUUUGGAAGAAUGAAAUACUAAUAAGUACAUUAAGGAAGAUUCAAUUCUUCAUGAAAAAUCAUCAACCUAUACUUAUUGUAGGCCCUGAUGGCUCAGGAAAGACACAAAUUGCAAAAUGGGCAUCACAAUUGUUUUCAAACAACGGUUCUCUUUUCAUGGUUUGUCAUCCUGAAAUGACAACAUCUGAUUUGAUGGGAGGUUACACAACGUCCUCAAAUUCUUUACGUAUUGCAGAUUGGAAAGAUGGUCCCAUCAUAAAGGCUGCAAGUAAAGGGCUAGUUCUAAUCAUUGAUCAACUUGAAAGCGCUUCUCCACAAGUUAUUGAAAGAAUCAACCCAAUUCUCGAUGCUUACUCAAAUAUUUUAUUGAAUGAGAAAACACAAUCAACUAACAACACAAAAUUCAAUGUUCCAGAAUGCUUUGAAGAUCUCCAAGUUGAAAUCAAUAAGGAUUUCAAGAUCAUUGCUACAGCAUCUAAGAGUCAAUUAAAGAAUUUAUCUCCUGCAUUAAAGAAUCGUUUCACAAUUGUUGAAAUAAAUUCUCAAAUUGAUAAAGAGGACUCAAAUCAACAAAUCCAAGAACUAGUUUCUGCAUUAAUUGAGUCAAAUCAAGGAAAUAAUAUUUCAAUCAAUUAUUUAGUAAUCAAAAGACUUGUUAACAUCAAUAAUAUUUCCGAUAUUUCAAAGAUUGUUUCAGGAAUACGACUAAUAUGCUCGAAAUAUCCUCAAUUUAACGAUGUAAAAAUACAAAUUCAAGUUUUUGAAGCAUUGUAUGAUAUAUAUAUCAACCAUAAAACGCCACAAUUAGAUCGCAGUAUCAUAGAUAUAGUACUUAAAACUAUUACAGGAGAAACAAAAGGUUUCUACUUCAAAGAAUCCCCAGAACUAGAAAAUAUUGUAUCACUUAUAAUAUUGAUGCAAAACAUCGGCCAACAUAUUGUCCUGCAAAGUGGAACGGGAUUUGGAAAGACAUCAGUUGCAGUUGCACUCGCAAAAGGAUUAAAAUUUAACCCAUAUAAGGUAUCAUUUAAUGCAGAAACAAAAUUAUCGGAUUUAAUAGGAAACAUCACAAUUACUCGCGGAACCAGUGACAAUUCGAAAGGACAAUUACUUCGUGCUAUUAAAGAAGGAGGUUUCUUCAUUGCAGAUGAAGCAAACCUGGCAGAUAACACAAUCCUUCAAUCUCUUGUUAUUGCAUUAGAGCAGAAACCUGGUGAAGAAAUCGAGAUUCCUUCAGAAGGCACGACUAAAAUACAUGAAAAAUAUUUCUUCAUUGCUUGUCAAAAUGAUAGCACAAUGUUUGGUCGCAAACCAUUACCACAAGUACUUCUUAAACGUGUGGUUUGUUUUGAAUAUCCAUUUCCUGAGAGUUCUCUAUUUAACGUCAUUAAAGAAAUUACAUCAGAAUAUAAAUUAAGUCUUAUGAACAAGCUUUUGACGAAUUUUGUUAAAUUAUUGUACAAUGAAUUCAAGCACAACGAAGCAAUUCGUCCAUGGUCAUUCAGAGAAAUUAGAAGAUUCUGUAAACGAGUCACAAACUCAGAACAGAUUGAAAUCUUCCGUAAUAAAAAAUGGAAUAUUGCAAAUCCUGAAGAGGUUCAAAUUUAUCACGCAUUGUUUAUGUCAUGGAUGAUGUGUCCUGUUCCAGAACAAGCCUCAAAGACAAUAUCAGAAAUUGUUGAAAAAUCAUUCCAAAAGGUCAACUCUUCAGAAUUAGAAAAUAUUUUGUUAUCAAAUGCAGUUCCACAAGGAAAGUAUGUCGUUAAAGGGAAUAUUAGAAUUAAAUCAGUUGCUUCACAAAGCAAUAACGAGGAAGUUAUUCAAGCAACCCAAGGAAUUGCUUCAUUCUGGAAUGCUGUUUUCCUGUCUUCUCUGAUUCCUUCAAAUGAGCCAAUUCUUAUUGUUGGUGAAUCUUCGUUUAAGACAUAUUUAGCCAAUUCAAUUAUGGCAAAUCCAAGCCAAGUCACUUUAGGAAGUGAAACUACAACAGCUUCAUUGAUUGGCCAAGUUUCAUAUGUCAGACAACAAACAUAUGAUCAAGCAAUGCUUGAUUUGCUUCAUACAAUCAUGAUCUCAAAUCCUAAACUUUACAAAGAUUUCAGAGAUUUCAAAAAGAAUUUCAUCAGAGAUAAAGAGCAUCUUGACAAAUUACAAGAGUUCAUCAAACAGUUAAAAGUUCCUUUCCUUCAGAAAUCAAUCGAUCAUAUAACAAAGCAACUGAUUGCAGAUGAACCAGACCCAUCAAAAGUUCAUUCUGCAAUAAGUAAUUACACAACAAUCUUCAAACCUGGUUUGAUAACACAUCAAAUCUUUAGCCAAAGUCCAAUUGUUAUUAAGAACUUUUCAAAGCCACCAACAUCUGUUAUUGAAAGAUUCAAUGAACUCAUUGACAUUGAGCCAGAAUUAACUCUCAAUGAAGAUUACACAAAUACUAUCACUCCACCUGAUUAUAAAGUAAUCAAAAUGAGCAACUCAGAUAAAACAAGAUUCAGGAUUGUUGCUUUAAGUUCUUUGAUCGAUUAUAACAGGAUUUCCGAAGCCAUGAGAUCAAGAUUUAAUAUCGUAAAUAUCAAGAAAUAUUCGAAUGAGAAAAUCAAAACAAUAACAGGUUUCUCUGACGAAUACAUCAAAGAUUUCAAUUUCCAUCAAUUAGUUUUGAUGAAAUCAAUUAUCACAAAAAUCCAGGAAAUUCAUAGAACAAUUCUUAAUUCAUCUCAAGAAAUACCAAGAGAAGAACUAGAAAGGGAAGCAGCAAGAAUUAUGGGAACAGAAGAUGUUGGUUGCAAAGAAUUUAUUAGUCCUUUACAGGUCGAUAAUGGACAUUUGAAAUCAGAUAAUCCAUACAUACUCUCUUAUUCUGCUCCAAACUUUGAUCCAUCAAAAACGAAUAUUGUUUUCACAAAAACAACGCAAACAAUGUGCGAUAGAAUCUUCACUGCUUUGUCCUUCGAUAUUCCGAUCAUCAUUCAAGGACCAACAGGAACAUGCAAGUCAAUGCUUGCCGAUUACGUGGCAAAUUCUAUUAAAGAUUUCGCAAAUAAUAAUCAUGUUAUCAAAAUCCAAUUAUCAAGAUCUACAACUGUUGAAGAUUUGUUCGGAAGAAAUUCAAUUAAAGUUGAUAAAAAUGGAAACAAGACAUUUGAUUAUAUUCCAACCGAACUGUUUAAAGCAGCUACAGAAGGUUCCCCUCAUAGGUCAUUGAUCAUAAUUGAAGAGCUUAAUCUUGCAUCACCAAGUUUAAUUGAUGCAUUAACUUCUUUGUUUGACAAUAAUCCUAAUUCAAAGAUCAUGAAAACAAAUGGCGAAUCAGAGAACAAAGGAAAAUACUCCAUAAUUGGCAUUGCUUCCGGAAAUGUUCCACCUGCUCUCAAAAAAGCAUCAAUAUUCUUUAAGAGAGAUGUAUAUACAAACAAUGAGAUGCGAGCUGUCUGUAGUCCUCUCUUAAAAGCAUAUGAGUCCAGCAAAUUCAUCAAUUACUUCACGACAUUGAAUCCUCGUAAUUGUAUAAUGUUUGUACAGUUAAUAUAUUCAUUUAACAGUUCUGAUCAAAAUAUGCAUUUACUUUUAGAUCUUGUUACACAUGAUCAGAAGUCUAAGUCAAAUGAAUGGGAAAGUAUUCCAAUUUCACAUGAAUCCAGAAUGUCGAUCUUGAAAGUUGAUAAAAUCAAAGUUGAAUGUUCAACAAUCGGAAAUAAAUAUGAUCCGAAAAUCAAAGAAAAGCUUUUGAGUUUGACAGCAAGCGAACAAAAACUAUUUGUCACGUUGGCGGCCAAUACUCAUAAGAGGUUCCCAUUGAUUGUUACAGGAGGAACAGCAUCAGGAAAGACAUAUGCAAUUCAAUUGUUCGCACAAGCAAUCAACAAGAAGCUUCAUGUUAUUCCACUUAAUGCGGAUACAUCAAUUUCAACGAUAACAGGAUCAUAUAAGCCAUCAAAGUUUGUUAACCAAGCAAACAUCGACAAAAUCACCAGCAAAUUAAAAGAAGAUCCUGCCUUUGAUGAUGUUUCCAUAUUAAUUAGAGAAUACUCAAAGAAUCGCAUGGAAAUUAAGAAACUCCAAGAAAUCGAAGCUCAGAUUAAUAUAGUUCUUGAAAAUACAAGUGAAGAAAAACACCAGAAAAUUGGUAACGAAGCCAAAUCAUUAGUUUCAACAGCCAAACACUUAAUCAAUAACUUAGAAUACUCAGAAUCCAGUUUAGUCACAGCUAUGAAAAAUGGUGAUUGGAUAUUAUUUGAUGGUGUUGAAUCAUGUCCUUCAACAGUUAUGGAGAGAAUUAUCACUUUGCUUGAUUUUGAACCAUCAUUGAAUCUCUAUGAAGUUGAUGAAGGUGUUGUUUACUCUUCAAAGCCAUCUUCUUAUCAACAACAUAAGAUUCAAGAUGGUUUUAGAAUUAUCUUGACAUAUAACAAUGUCGGAACUCACAAGAAAACUCCUUUAUCUCAGUCAAUUCUCUCAAGAUGCGCAAUAUUAAAGAUGGAUCCAAUAGAUUCUGACACUAAAAGCACUUCUAAAAUUUCAUUAUUCGAACUCCCAGAUAAAAAAUACGAAUUACCAGACGGAAGUUACAAUAAAUCUAAUAUUGUUGCAAGAAUUGCGAAAUUGCACGAUGAAAUGAAGAAAUUGCAGAAAGAUGGUUCUAGCUACGAACUAACAGGAAGAAGCAUAUCAAGAAUCUGCAGAUUGUUCACUUCAAUGAGCGUAAAUACUGAAGGUGAAUUCAUUCCAUAUCAGCAAAUCAAGAAGGCUCUUUUGAUAACUUAUAAUAAUAUGAUAAGUAAAAUGGAUGAAGAAGACGAUGAAACAAAUCAAAAAAUUUUGGAAAUAUUCGAACAAGCUCCUGAUGAUCAAGAAGUAGAGAAUUUGAAUGAAUUGUAUAAGCAAACAUUCAUUGAAAGCAGCAAAUUGAAACAAAUGAUUGAAGAAUCUUUGUUACAGGAUGGUUUUGUAAGUAAUAUAUUCAGUAUUAUCGAGCGCGCAUUGUUCAAAGAUGUUUUUGACCUCGAUGAAUUCAUGAUUGAUCUAACACAAAAGUUCAAAGAUUUACAUGCAAACGAUUUCGAAAAUAGGGAAACAAAAUGGUACGCCGACUAUAUUUUCCUUUCUCAAUUGCAAGACAUUAUUCACUCGCUUUCAAAACUUGAUGAUAAUGCAAAAUCAGAGAUAUCACAUUUUUCAAUAUCAAGUAUUUCCCAAAUCAAGAAAGAAUUAGCAGGCAUUUUAACAAAAUUCGCAUUUAUUUCUCAAACAUGUUAUUCAUGCCAAGACAUAAGUAUCCCAAUUGAAUUCACCUCGGAAGUAAAUAUUUCUGCUUUGAAUGGAAUAUCUGAUGAAGUUAAGAACAAUAUAUUUAAGUUUCCAUUUUUAUAUUUCAGUAUUCCAGGAAUUGAGAAGAUUUCAAAGUUCUUUGAUGGCAUUUACAAAUUAAUCUUUGAUACUUACAUUUAUUGCUUUGCAAUUUAUCAAACAGAUUUUCGUUCUUCUCUAGAUCAUUUCGUUUCAAUUAUAUAUGAAGUUGCUAGGCCAUCAAACACAAUAAAUAUCAAUGAUCUCGUAGAAUCUCUAUCUUUAGAUGAAUUUUCCAGUUUAAUAUCAUUGAAGAAGUCAUUCAAAGAAUACAGUAAUAAAUUCGAAAUUCCAUGUGAGUUUAUGGAUAUGUUAAAUCAACUACAAAUUAAAUUCGACGAAUUGAACAUCAUAUCAGAAGAUGAGAAGAAAUGGAACAAACUCAAAGAAGACUAUCCAGAUUUAGGUUAUCUAUUCACGUUAACAGAAGGCAUUUCUUGGGUUCCAAAAAGCAAUAUCCAAAAUACAAUUAUAAAUCUCGCAAAAAUGGAGAAACCAAUAUCAUAUAAUAAGUUAUCAUUAUAUGUUAAUCAAAUUGAUCCGAAUAACUGUGACAAAUCUAGAUGGUUUUCUAUUUUAAUGGAUUACUCAUAUGAUAUCACUUUACUCGAAAAUCUAAAGAAUCCUAAAAAAUGCAUCUCUUCACUUCUGAAAUUAAAUGAACGAAAGUACAAUGUUGGUAAAAUCUUAAAGACAUUCAAUGGUACUUAUUUAACUGUGAGUCAAUCCGAUGCUGAUGCUUUGAUAAAUGAUAUGCUGGCGAGAUAUUUGGAAAAUAUGUAUGCAUUCAAUGACAGUUUACUUGAUGUUGGUAAUUUAAUUGAAAAAGUUGACAGUUACAUCAACAAAGUAGAAUUGGUUAGCAAUGAUUGGGCUGUUUUUGUUAGAGAAAAUAACAAAAAGUAUGAUAUUAACCAAGAGAUCAUGAUUCCAAAAUACACUGAACCAAGCAUUCGCAGAUUCUUAUCAAAGGAGUGUGGUAAAAAUUUCAAAUCGAAAAAGGAUCUAUUACAACACUUAAAGGAGGAUCAAUCUAAGGAGUUCCUUUAUAGUAUGCUAAUUAACCAGCCAAGCAUGAAAAAAUAUAACACAUCCGAUCGUAUUCAGUUUGAGGAUUAUGAAGAAUGGUAUAUUGAAAAUUUCCCAGCCCAGGGCUUAUUUUUGCUCAGAAAUCCAGACUUCAUUAAGCUCAUUGAAAUUCCAAAUGAGAGACUUACAUUUGGUCUAUUUAUGCUGAGAGUUGUUUCUUCAUUCAAACAAAUUACUUUUGAAACAACAAAAUUCACACCAGAAAUGUCGAAAAGCAUAAAUGAUUCCAUCCAAAAGUUGUUGUUAGAUCCUGAUAACAAUAAAGGCAUUAUAGUUGCAUUAUGUCUGUCUAAUCCUCCUUAUUCACUUAAGCAUUUCUAUACUUGUUUACUUCAUGAUUCACUAGUUCAAGCCGCAACAUUUUUGGAUGAUGACCAAUAUGUAAAGAAAGCAAACAUGCUCAUAGGUGAAUACUUAGAACAAGCAUUAAGCAAUUGUAAUCCUUUGACUAAACAGAAAUGGAGUUCUUUCAUUGGAAGCAAUACUGAUUAUCUUUUGAAUCCUAUUAAAUCCUUCAUCAAUUUCUGCAAUUUUCAUAUCAGUGAUAAGCUGAAUGAGCUGAAAGCUUUUAAAGAUAAAACAGAAAAAGAAUUAAAGAUGAAAGAAGAUAAGAUUAACGAAGUUCUUCCUGAGUUAGAAAAAGCGACGAAAAAAGAAGAUCCGAAUUGUUUCAUUCAACGAUUUAGACCAGAUAAUUAUUCAGAAAAUGUUAUCAAUGCUUAUGAAAGUUAUUCAAGCUGCUUAUUGACUAUUUUGAAUUCAUUAACAAAGUUUGAGUGGUAUAAAAAGGGAACACAAAUUAAAGAUUUCGAUCAAUCAAUUAAGUUGUACAAAUUCAUUAAGAAAUUAAAAUAUUGCGAUCCUGCUCACUAUGAAGAACAAAUCUAUGUUAUUUAUAUACAUAAUUGCGCAACCGAUACAAUUACAUUCACUAAGAAAGAUGAUCAAGAUGUAACAGUCAGCUUCUACGUUAGACCAAAGGUUGAUUCAUUUUUGGUUGUUCCAGAGAAAUAUAUCAAUGAUAUUGAUGUUCCUAAAUCCUUAGAAACUAUCAAAUUGAAUGUUUCUAAGAUGGCAGAGGUAACAGAUGAAAUCAAUGUUGAUAUGCUCAUUAAAGCAUAUAGAAAAUUCUAUGAUGAAAAAGUUAAGGAUCCUAAUGCAAUGGAUAGUUAUUAUGCUUCAGGUUCAACUGUUAUAUUUAACACUAGUGAAAGCAAUUAUAACUUUGAUGAUAUCAAAGAUCUUUUUAAGAACACCCAGUCAGGAAUUAGCUAUUUAACAGAGUUCGAAAGCAAAUUCAUGAAGCCCCAGUUCGAAGGAAAUCCUGAUCAAAUACCAGAAAAGACACAAGAAAUUAUCAACAAAAUACAUCUAUUGGUAAAAGAGCACGACAGAUUGGUAACCGAAAUUCGCAAAUAUGAAUCUGAAAUAGCUCUACUUCCAACGCAGAGAUUCGAUCCUCCAUCUGAACAAAGCAGUAAACCAGAUAUCAAAUUGAACAAAACAAACAAUAUUACUAUUGAUUUUUCAAAUACAGACAGCUCAGUAUUUAACUUGGCAGCAAUCAAUAUUACAAAUGAUUCUGUUAAUCCAUCAUUCAGAAUGAUCAAAGCUGAUAUUCCAGGUAUAUUAAGAGGAAUCCAAACAACUCCUAUUUGUAUACCAAUAUAUGUUUUCGGAAAUGCAUCAAAAAUCAGGAUAAAAUUCUAUCCUUUAGAUGAAACACCUCUUCCUGCAUACGAGAUUAAUGAAUCUCAAGUUAAUUUAUUAUUCCCAAUCAAUGGUAUAACAAAUGACAUAAUAUUUACAGGAAUGGUUGAUAUUAACACUCACAAUAUUAAUUAUGAAGUUAAAGCUCACUUUAUUGAUUCAACAAUCUUCAUUGACUCCCCUGGAAACUCAUUCAUCAAGGAUACAUCCGGUAUUUCAUUUGAAAAAUCAUUUAUCGAAGAAGAUAGUAUUCCAAUUAUUUCUACAAUACCUGGCCUGGAAAAUCCCAAGCAAACAAUUUUGGUCGAAAACAUAAAUACUGCUUUUCCGAAAUCUCCAAUCCAAUUCAAAGAUGAUGACCAAACAUUUAUUAUCAAGGGUUUAACACAUGACAAAAAAGAAAAUAAAAUUAGUGGUAUAGCUUUCAAUUGUUAUCAUACAUCAAAUGAAGAUUCGCGGAUUAUCAUCAAUUCUCCUGAUUUCGCAGAAAAAAGAAAUGUGGAUUUGAGGAUUUUAUCUCCACCAUAUAAAUUACUCUCUGAAAAAUCAGAAAUGGAAAUUGGAAACUGCUACAACAAAUAUUAUUUUGUUUUAUGUUUCAUUAUGAAAUAUGCAGAAACACCAAGAAUUGAUGUGAAGUGCUCUGAUAAUGUCAAAAUCCUAAAUCAAAAUAUCUUUCCAACUUUCUCAGUUCCACAAUCACAUGUUGUUAUCGGAGUGGAGAUGAAAUCAAUUGCAAAAAGAUACGAUGAUCCAUCAUCCCUUAUACUUUCAAUCAAUUCACAACAAUUCCAAUGGACACGCUCUAUCAAAUUGUUUACGAAGAAGCCCGAUAAAAGAAUCAAUUUCGAUCAUAGUUAUGUUUUGUAUAACAGCAUUAAUUAUUCUCUCCAUGAAAAUAAUAAAUACAUUCCACGUGUAUAUUAUGAUGAAAAAUUUGGGACAAUACUUACAAAUAAUACAAUCAAAUGCUUGAUAAUAAAUGAUCAUUACCAAGUCGAUUAUUUGAAUUACAAUAAUAAUAUUAAAGAUAAAUGCGUCCUACUUUCCUGGCAAUACUAUGUUGAUUCAGGCAAAAAUGAAGUAUAUUGGAUUCCUGCUUUUGUUCCAGGGACAGGUGAAAUACAAACAAGAAUAUUACAAAUGUCUGAAGAUAAUGUAAAUGAUCUACUAAACUUUUUGCGUAGAUUCUUUGGAAAAAAUAGCAUUGUCACAAUUAAGAACAUAAUAAGAAACUUCAAAGGUUGGAGUCAAAAAUGCAAUUCCAUUUGCGAGUUCAUCAUGGCUCAAUUGACAGAAAAAUACAAUAAAAUUAUCAAUGACGAUUAUCAGCUUACAAACGAUGUUUCUUUUGAUGUUGGUAAAAUUAAUUCUCUAAGAGAGAAUAAAUUUGAUCAAGGAAUCAUAAACAAGCAUAUAAGAAAUGUUGAAGAUGACACUCGUCAAGAUGCACUUAAACUUCUCCCAUCAAAGAAUACAACAAUUCUCAUGCAAUACACGCAGGAUGAAUCCAAAUUAUCAUAUGAAUCCAAAAUUAUCACUCAACAAGAAAGAAAUGAUAUUCUUGAAUCAAUUUCCAAGAUGACAUCAGUAGAACCAAAACUUGAAUUAGAAAUGGUUCCCAAUACAGAAAAUAUCAGAGAUGAAGUCAUUUUCAAGACAAUAACAUCAGCCAAAGCAAUUUAUGACAGAAUCUCUGAAGUUGUUCCUCGAUGCAGAAAAUUCCUUUUAAUGAUGGCAAAUUACGCUGAUUACACAAAGGAGUUUCCAGUAGAAAAAGCACAAAAAGAAAUAAGAUACUUGGCUGCUUUUCAUAAAUGGUCAAGUGAUAAAAGGACUCUUAAAAGCACUCCUUUCCUGACGCAAUGCAUUGAAUUUAAUAAUGGUUUUACAUCACUUAUCAAUAUCAUGCAGAAAGCUGGAUGCAAAAUUGAAAACAUCAAUAUUGAGACUACCAAACUCACUCCUUUGAUCAUUAAACCAAGCCAAUCUCCUAUUUCUGUUGAAGAAUUUCGAAAGGAAUGGACAAUACAGAGAAAUGUAUCAGUGUCACUUUAUCUUCCAUCUUUUUCUGUUCCACCUAUUCAGCCUAACCCUAAACCUAAUCCACCUGCACCACCGAGACAAAAUAAAAAGUUGUAUAAAGGAGAUAACGCAACAAUUAAUAUUAAGUAUAAACCAGACUCAAAUGGAACUUCCGGUAGAACCCAAGAUAAACCAGAAGAUAUUUACAAAUUCAUGAUUAAAAAUAUUGAUAAAAUCCAAUAUUACCAAGAUGAUGCUAAAGAAUUUAAUUCAGUAGUUUCAGAUAUCAAAGAUAUCCCAGAGAAGAACAAUUUACCGAUUGACGAAUUCAUUGCUUACACUACCGAAACUACUUAUCAAAUCAUAAAAGAAUUCAAUAGCAAGACUAUUAAUAUGGAUUCUGAGAUUGUAUUAAUGCUUGAUAUUAAAUCAAUCACACCAAAUUCAAUCAAACUUGAUAAUUUCUUAUACUUUAUUGCAUUUGCAAUGGCAAUUUCACAGCUCGGAUUUAGCUAUAGAUUACUUGCAUUUGCAGAUCGUAACUUCCAGUAUUUUGAAAUCAAGAAAUUAUCUGAGAAACUACAAAGGAAGCAUCUUCAAGUCGCUCUUGAAAUUCUUGAUACUAAGAGAACAUGUGCAGAUCCAUUAUUUUCAAUUAAAUCUAUCAUUAAACAAGACAUAGAGAAGUCAUUCAGCUUCUUUGUCUUUACCGAUGGAAACCUCUUGAAUACUAAUUAUACAAUUUGGCAAGAAUGGGACAAUGGAACAAACAGCAGAAUUACAUAUUUCUUGAAACCUCCUAAUGAGGAAGAAUACAAGGUUCCGAUUAUCAAACAAUACAAAACUCUGAAGAAGAAUCAUAAUAAUAUCAAUUAUGCAAUAAACAUGGAAGGAUUCAACCAUAAUAAAGAGUUUAUUGAUGCAUUUAUCAAUGGUAUCAGUACAGGAAAUGGAAAAGUUCAUAGAAUUGAUAGAAAUGUUGAGCUCAAACUAUCAGAGAAUGACUCCAAUAUUCCUAUUGUUUGUUCAUUUAAGAAAUUGCCAGAAACAGAUUCUCAAUUUGUUUGCAUAUCUGAAGUUAUUCAGGCAUCUAUAACCAGACAAGAUGAAGUUAUGAUUCCAAACGUUUCAGAAUAUAUUUCUCCAACUAAUAAAUCAGAAUUCGAAUUAGAAACAUUCAGACAAAAUAUUGAAGCAAAUUGGGUUCAGGACGAACUAUUUCCUCCAAAUAAGCCAAUGCAAUAUAUUCCAUCAGAAAAAGGUAAUGGUUUAUCUAUGGCUGGUCUAAUAAGAUUCAUUAUCACGGAUGGUCAAGAUCAGAGAUUCAGAUUGGACAAAUGCGCUGGCUAUGUUCCAAAUUAUUCAUUGUUCUUCGUCAUAGAUUGCAGUGAAUCAUCAUCAGGAAUUCUCUCACUCCAAGCAACACGUCAAACAGUUUUCUCAACAUUAUUGGCUUUCAAGGAUUGUGAAUUCCCAAUCACUAUUAUUCUUGCAACAUCUGAUGGACCAGCUGCGGUCUGUAUCAACAAGAAGAAAGAAGAAAUAUUUGUAGAGAAUUCUCCUGUUUUCACAGAGAUAUACAGACUACUUACUGAAUCCCACGGAUUGUGCAGUUUCUCUCAAGCUUUAAUUGCAGCUUUCAACCUUAGAUACAGACAAACUGAACAAGAAUCAAUUUUAAUUGGUAUAACUAAUGGCAAUUUCACUCAACAUGAAAUGGAUGCAGUUGGAACAGCCAUAUCAUCCUUACAAUCAAUUAGGACAUAUCCAAUUGGUGUUGGUGUUGGAAUCACUCCAACAAAGAUAUCAAAAGUAUUCACAAAAUCGAUCUGGUCUUCAAAUCCUUUGUCAAUUGCCAAUUGCUUCCAAACUUUACUAGAAUUCGAUCCUAAUGAAUGUAAAACAAAAGGUAAAAUUUCCGAUCCAGCUCUUCCAAAUAAAAUCCCUAAACUAAAUGAAUUGCAUAAUAUUUUAAUAAGCAAACAAGAUAGAACUUACACAGAGCUCACUGAUAAACUAACUGAUAUUCUGUUCUUUGAUUCUGCUGAAGAUUCCUACAUGAAUGAAAAACCAGAAAUUCAGAAAUUACCAACAAGCAAACCUGGAAGUGAGAUUUAUGAUCAAGAACUACCUAAUGUUGAUCUUGGAGAAAACAAGGCUUGGCCAUAUAAUAUUCUGAUUUGCAUGCUUUAUGGCUUUACAGCUAGUAAUGAUGAUUCUGAUAAGUAUGUGACAUAUAAAACACUUACAGACAAAAAUGGUAUUGUAAAAGGAUUGAGAGAACUCAAAUUUAAUGUCGGUGUUACUAAAAACUACUGCGAUUCUAUAGCUGAACUAUCAUCAGGAAAAUAUCACCAAGUCUGGGUUAUAUGUUCUAAAGGUCAAAGAGCCAAACCAACAGAUGUUCCAGAUAUUUCAGAAGACACAACAUACAUAUCAAAGAAAAUCAAAGGAAAUAAAGAUGAUUUUGAUCAUGCAUAUCAAUUUGUUGAAACAGUUGAAUUGUUCAGACAAAAUGGUGGAGGUGUUGCAUUUUGGGCAGACCAAGGAUUUACUUUUGAAUUGAAUUAUUUCUUAAAGCAUGUCAAAUUAUAUGAUUGUGACAAAAUCGAAAAAGAAAAGAAUCAAGAAAAGAUACCAAUAAAGCUUAGAUUCCACGAUGGAGAUCCAGUUAAGGAAAAAGUAUUGCAAAGAAGGUUCCCUAAGAAUUUCACGAAGAUGUCAUUUGAUGCUGAUGAUUAUAAAUGGAUAUCAAACUACAAGUACUAUCUUUAUGGAUACAAUGUUUCCAAACUGAUGGAAGGAACAACAAUUGCCGGCGCAAGAAUUCCUGAGGGAUUAUCAUAUGAUCAGAUUUGCGAUCACAUUAAGCCAUUCAGACCAUUUUCCCUCAGCUCAGAAAAAGGUUUAGUUUCUGGCUGUUAUUACGUUGCUCCUAAGUUCUCUAACGAAGGCGACAUCAUCAUUGAUGGUGCAUCAUCUAGACUCUUCAAGGAACUGAAUUUAGAAGGUGUCAAGAGAUUGGUCAGAAAUAUGGCUUGCUGUCUUAUUAACAAAAAGAGAUAUAUUGCCGAAACAGGUUCUUACAUUGAUAAACUCCCUGUUCCUCUCCUCAAGAUACCUAAAAUACCAGUUGAAAAACCAAUUGACUGUUCCAAAAUUAAAAUUAAGCCGAUUGAUUUAGUGUACAUUUACGAUGCAACUCAAUCGACUAAUUCUAUCAAGAAUACUAUUUAUUACCAGAUCGAGAAUUCAAUAGAUUGGUUCAAAUAUUCAAUUUAUGAUGUCCGCAUUGCAGCAAUUGCAUUCAGAGAUUAUGCAUUGGCUGUUAAAGAAGAUUUUAAUAUUGAACGUAACUUAGUUGAUGUAAUUGAUUUCAAAGAUAUUACUGAUGCUUCAGAAAUCUUGGAACAAAUCAGAAGCUUCCCUUGUAAAGGAGGAAUGGGCGAUGGUCCUGAAGACUGGAAUUCUGCAUUUGAGCAAUAUUUCACUCUCAAAUUCAGAGAAAAUUCCACUAAAAUUGUUUUCUUCAUCACAGAUAAUGGAACACAUCAUCCAGACUUCCAUAGAAGUCCAGUUAUUGAUGGCGAUGAUUACAGUAGUGCGUAUUAUAGUCGCCUGUCUAAUUAUGAAAUUGAUGACUACAUAAUUUCUGAAGAAAGAAUGAGUCAACAACAGAAAUUGGAAUACUUCAUAGAUCGACUUGCAAAACAAAACCCAUUCUGGAUUUUAUGUCCAUUCGGUCGCUCUGCAACUCAUCCACUGAAUACUUUCAGGAAAAGCCUGAUCAAUAGAAAUAAUAACACUAAAUCAAUUACAAUUACAUUUCGUAGCUUCUAUCCAAAAAAUUGGAGAUUUAAUCCAAAGAAAAUUAAAUUAAUUGAUCAUGUCAAAUUAAAUCCUGAAUCUGAUGAGGUAGAUGGUUUAUCCAACAAAGAGCUCAAUAAUAUUUAUUCAGACAUAUUCAAGUAUGUCAAGGCCUAUAUUGAAGAGGUUGUUACUAUGUUUUAA
Trichomonas vaginalis G3 is the source of this 14985-nucleotide messenger RNA. Its product is annotated as midasin-related family. Lineage: Eukaryota; Parabasalia; Trichomonadida; Trichomonadidae. The coding region runs from base 1 to 14985 and encodes 4994 amino acids. Gene Ontology annotation, biological process: rRNA processing; ribosomal large subunit assembly. Gene Ontology annotation, molecular function: ATP binding; ATP hydrolysis activity. Gene Ontology annotation, cellular component: preribosome, large subunit precursor. The transcript has a single exon. The record is from RefSeq and is a predicted model, not a curated record.